Messenger RNA from Ilex paraguariensis (yerba mate), 1059 nucleotides. Lineage: Eukaryota; Viridiplantae; Streptophyta; Magnoliopsida; Aquifoliales; Aquifoliaceae. The record is from the annotation of a GenBank genome assembly.
AUGUCAAUUUGGGAUUUGGUGAGAGAUCCGUCGCUGCCGCCGGUGCCGCUGUUCUGUCUGCGAUCCUCGUUAACCCUCUCGACGUUGCCAAGGUUGCAAUUACAGGCCGUUGGUGUCCCCCAUCACGACAGUCUUUGUCGUAUGGCAUGUUUUGAAACAAACACGAUGUUUGCAGAUAUGAGAUGUUCUCCAUCAUGCACUCAUGCAGCUCCUGGUGCUGAAUCAGCAUGUUUGGCAGAUUGCUCCCAAUAUAAAGGAACAUUGGAUGUCUUUUACAAAGUCAUACGUGAGGAAGGAAUUGCAAGAUUGUGGAGAGGCACAAAUGCAAGCUUGGCGUUGGCCAUACCUUCCGUGGGGAUCUAUUUGCCUUGUUAUGACAUUUGUCGCAAUCGUAUGGAAGAAUUUAUGUCGAAGAAUGCUCCAAACAUGACCCCGUACGUCCCCUUAGUUGCCGGAUCCUUGGCACGCUCAAUAGCUUGUAUCACAUGUUAUCCUGUUGAGCUUGCAAGAACUCGUAUGCAGGCGUUUAAAGAGACCCGGAAUGGUUUGAAGCCUCCAGGAGUGUGGAAGACGUUGGUUGGAGUCAUCUCCCCUGUCAGGAGCAAAAAACAUAUCCAAAGCUCAACACGAAGCUAUCGGAUCUUAUGGACUGGCCUUGGAGCACAGCUUGCUCGCGACGUUCCUUUCUCUGCAAUCUGCUGGUCAACCCUUGAGCCAGUCAGGAGAAAAAUCUUAGGUCUGGUGGCUGAUGAAGCAAGCAUAGCCAGUAUCCUGGGGGCCAACUUUUCUGCUGGUUUUGUUGCAAGAAGCGUUGCAGCUGCUGCUACAUGUCCUCUAGACGUUGCAAGGACCAGGCGGCAGAUAGAGAAGGAUCCGGCCCGAGCAUUGAACAUGACGACAAGACAAACAGUAGUUGACAUCUGGUGGGAUGGAGGCAUAAAGGGACUGUUUACAGGAGUCGGUCUCCGUGUUGCUCGUGCUGGCCCUUCAGUUGGAAUUGUAGUUUCAUUUUAUGAAGCUGUCAAAUACACACUGUAUAGGAGACAUCUGAGCCAGUGA